Polypterus senegalus (gray bichir) is the source of this 2983-nucleotide messenger RNA. RefSeq names its product neuritin-like. Gene Ontology annotation, cellular component: plasma membrane. The transcript has 3 exons. Bases 592 to 1020 code for a protein of 142 amino acids. The record is from RefSeq and is a predicted model, not a curated record. Gene Ontology annotation, biological process: nervous system development; neuron projection extension. NCBI's taxonomy places the organism in Eukaryota, Metazoa, Chordata, Cladistia, Polypteriformes, Polypteridae.
CGCAUCAUAACUCCCUGCAGGAUUUGUUCUGGCAGGAAGAUGGAAUAAAUUAUUAAAAAACAUCGAUGGAGAUCAAUCUACGGCAGUGAUGGCGGGAUAGAGGGGACAGACUUCAAAUGUCCAAAAUGCAUUUUUCAUACGGAAGCAGUGACAGAAGUUAACCUACUUAACAUGUGCUUAAAAUUAGUAAUUGUUGGAUCAGAUGACCGCAAAAAUAAAUAAUAAAUUAGUAGAUAAACACUAAGCAAGACGGUCCAUACCGCAUCUGCAGAGAGUAUCUGCGACUCAAGUCGCAUCCCUACGUCGCUUUAUGUUUCCUUUUCGUGGGCUGCACAGUAACAUAGCGGUUGGUAAGACUUACACACCUCGACACAAAAUGAAGCCAGUCGCUGAUGCCACAUAACCACUGAAGAGGUGCUUCUGGAGCUCGUUCUGCAUUAAACCAUCGGGGACGGUGCAAACUUCCGAACGCACAAGGCGAGAGACGCUGGAGAGGAGGGGGUGCGCCUCCCAUUCCGAACGGUAAUGUGCACCAGGCGCUCACCUGCGAUGGAGUCCCACAGCGCCUGCAGGACCUGAGCAGACGGGGCUAUGGGAGAGACGGCAGCCGGCAAAGCUCCUGGAAGUGCGCUCUUCCUCACCUGGGCUGUGCUCUUCACAGCAGCUGUCUCUGCGGAGGUGAAAUGUGGCAGCAUUUACAAAGGAUUUUCAGACUGCGUGUUGAAACUUGGAGACAGCAUGGCCAUGUAUCGGGAAGAAGACAGUGCUGAGCGUGGAUUGCAGAUCAUAUGCAGCCACUGGGAAACCUUCCAUACAUGUGCCACAGCUGCACUUUCAGAGUGCCAGGAGGAAGCGGGAAAGAUCUGGGAGACAUUGAAAGAAGAGUCCAAGAAAAUUCGGUUCCAAGGAAGUCUGUUUGACCUAUGCAGUCCUAACACGGCCCCAAGGCUCAUGGGGCUGAUCAGAUCUGGAAAUUUCUUGGUGCUGUUUCCUGCUACUCUAGUUUGGCUGGCACUUUAGAUAUGACAUUAGCCGAGUGUCCACUUGGCCAACACCUCAAGGCUACCAGCCAUCCCCUCAGUGCAGGGCAACAUGGGCUGCAGUGCACAAAGUACUUACUUGAGCAGAUCUUCAUCUUGAGUCACAGGAACGGAUGCUCAUGAUCGACUCAAUAAAAAUUAAGAGUAGCCUGUCUAUUGACCAAUGAAUUUUCUGUCCAUAUCUUUGAAUAUUUAAGUUAGCAAAAAAAACCCGCUUGCCCACAGACCUGCUCUCAGUAUGCAAGCAGCUAGAGCUCAAUUUUCAAUGCUUUUAAGGUAAAAUACACAAUAACUGUGAAAAAAUAGCAAAAUCAUCAUGUAAAAUCAAAAUGUAAGCAUAGAACAGCAAUCAUUGAAAUAAUUGUAGCGAAAUAAUAUGGGGAGUUAAUCCUGGUUAAAAGUUAUAGUCAGCGUUAGAUUUUACUCUGCAGAAGAGAGUAACAGAAGUUAUAGACAUGUGACUAGUUUUAGAAAUGAGGCCUGCAUAAAUACAUAGUGGAGAGUGUCACCUCUCCUGAACAGCAAAAACAGAAAACAACUCAGAAGUUAAGAAUGUAGAAAUGAUGGUUCCCUUGAGUGUUAAAUGGUGUAAAUGGGCAUGGCCGGAUGAGACUAGCUUACCCAUAGCUAACAUAAAGCAGUGACUUGCUGCAACACUGGGAAGAGCAGCUCCACUCUAGCUCUCUUUGCAGUCUGAUGUCCCUGGAUUUGUUUGUUUACUGAGCUCACAGAUAAUAAGAAACCUAUUAGAGUGGCAAUAAUGUUCUUGGGUGGUCAUGAUCUUUCAUUAUGGUUCUCCAGGAGAUUUCUAUGCAUGGUUGCUUACUAGUAGCUUGUUGUAGUGUACAAAGAUGGUUACUAUUCAGAAUGAGCUAUAAUGAACUUCUCAUCUUCCCCUUAUCUCCACCUUCAUUCAGACACAUAUCUAUGGCUAUUGUCAUUGCAACAUGGACUGCAAAUGUAAAAUCAGCUGUGGUCAUGUUGCCACUUUUUACAAUUUUAUUUCUGCCUUUGACUUCUUAGUACAGAUUGUCAUGCUUAAAGCUGUGACUUUUUGUGACCAUCAAGGUAUAAGGAAAGUAGAAUGUCCAGUGGUUGCUCUGGGCCUUGUAAUCCAUAUUUUGCAAAAGCAAUCCAGUUAAUAUUGAAAAAAUGACUUUCAAUUCCUUUUGCAGUGUACAUGCAGUCUGAAAACAUAAAAUAAAUGGUGAAUAAACAAGCAGCAUAAAAUUAAAGAAAGACAAUGGCUGUUAAUUAAUGUCUUUAUUAUAAAAACAGUCAGAACAGAAAAUGAAGCAAUAGAACAGAUCCAUUUGUUCAAGCCCUUUUGUUCCUACCUUCUUCUUAGGCUAUAGUAUGUCCACACUACUGCAUUUUCAUUUAAGAAUGGAGUUUUUUUUUUAAAAAAAAAAAAAACAAUCUUUGUGCCCACUAGCAUUUUCACAUCUUUUAUGAAACUAUUCUCAUCCAUACUAAAACGACCAAAAAUGACAUAAUCAUCCAUCUACACUGAACAUGCGUUCAGCAUAGAUGUCGUAAUCCAGAGAUACAAUAUGCAAUUUUGGCAUGAUUUUAAAUCCAAUUUCCACUUGCUGACUGAUUUUCUGAGUCAACUCAAAUUUGAACUUCAUUGGCUGUUGUUUCAUGUGCAGUGCGAGAGUAGAUGCGAUGCCUGAUUGCAUUUCAUGACUGGUCUGUUGCCCGAGCGAAAACAUUUUUGUCACGUCAGAAAUUUCAGUUGGCUGUCUUGUGGGAUGAGCAGUCUCAUGAGCUGAUUUUUUUUGUCAUACUCAGAUUUCCCAAAAUGUAUUGUGCAAUAAGAGUGUGUAUUGUACAUGUAUAGUCAGAAGACCCACGAUGUGGCAUUUCAAGUACAGUAAUCCCUCCUCGAUCGCGGGGGUUGCGUUCCAGAACCCCCCGCGAUAGGUGAAAAUCCGCGAAGU